CUGGGCCAGGGGCAAAUGGAGGAUGGGGCCCGGGGAGGCCACCUUCCUUCGGAGUGGGCGAAGAGGGGCCGCGGGACCCCCGCCGGGCUGCAUAUCCUCUUUCCGCCCACUUCCGGCGGAGGGACAUAUCACAGACUCCACCUACCUAAAGGCACCAUGAGCCAGGACACCGAGGUGGACAUGAAGGAAGUGGAGCUGAACGAGAUGGAGCCCGAGAAGCAGCCGAUGAACGCGGCGUCGGGGGCGGCCGUGGCCGUGGUGGCGGCGGGCGGCGCCGAGAAGAACGGCCUGGUGAAGAUCAAGGUGGCCGACGACGAGGCGGAGGACGCGGCCAAGUUCACGGGCCUGUCGAAAGAGGAGCUGCUGAAGGUGGCGGGCAGCCGCGGCUGGGUCCGCACGCGCUGGGCGCUGCUGCUGCUCUUCUGGCUCGGCUGGCUCGGCAUGCUGGCGGGCGCCGUGGUCAUCAUCGUGCGGGCCCCGCGGUGCCGCGAGCUGCCGGCGCAGAGCUGGUGGCACAAGGGCGCCCUCUACCGCAUCGGCGACCUUCAGGCCUUCCAGGGCCGCGACGCCGGCAACCUAGCGGGCCUGAAGGGGCGUCUCGAUUACCUGAGCACCCUGAAGGUGAAGGGCAUUGUGCUGGGCCCAAUUCACGAGAACCAGGAGGAUGACGUCGCUGGGACGAACUUGGAACAGAUCCACCCGGCUCUUGGCUCCAAGGAAGAUUUUGAUAGUCUCCUGCAAUCGGCCAAGAAAAAGAGCAUCCGGGUCAUUCUGGACCUCACUCCCAACUACAGGGGCCAGAACCCAUGGUUCCUCCCCGAUGAGAUUACCAGUGUGGCCACCAAGGUGGAGGAUGCCCUGAAGUUUUGGAUGCAGGCUGGUGUGGAUGGCUUCCAGUUUCGGGACGUGGGGAAUCUGACGAAUGCGUCUUCAUUCUUGGCCAAGUGGCAGGACAUGACCAAAAACAUCAGUGAAGAUAGGUGGGUGACAGACCACACCCCCUCCCCAAGUCGGCUUCACUGUGAGAACCCCUCAGUGGAAUGGCUCUUGAUUGCAGGGACCGAGUCCUCUGACCUUCACCAGAUCCGGAGCCUACUCGAAUCCACCAAGGACCUGUUGCUGACCAGCUCCUACCUGUCAAACCCCAGUUUCACUGGCAAGCAUGUAGAAUUCCUGGUCACCCAGUAUUUGAACACCACUGGCAGUCGUUGGUGCAGCUGGAGUUUGUCUCAGACGGGGCUCCUGACUUCCUUCGUGCCGGCUCAACUCCUCCGACUCUACCAGCUGCUGCUCUUCACCCUGCCAGGGACCCCGGUUUUCAGCUAUGGGGAUGAGAUUGGCCUGGAGGCAGCUGUCCCACCUGGACAGCCUCUGAAGGCCCCAGUCAUGCUGUGGGAUGAAUCCAGCUUCCCCAACACCUCAAGAUCUGUAAGCUCCAGCAAGACUGUGAAGGCUCAGAGUCAAGACCCUGGCUCCCUCCUCUCCCUGUUCCGGCGGCUGAGUGAUCAGCGGAGUAAGGAGCGCUCCCUGCUGCAUGGCGACUUCCACAUACUCUCGUCCGGGCCUGACCUCUUCUCCUACGUCCGACAAUGGGACCAGAACGAGCGUUUCCUGGUAGUGCUCAACUUUGGGAAUGUGGGCCAACCUGCCAAGUUGGGGACCUCCAGCCUGCCCACCAGCACCAGCCUGCCGGCCAAGGUGGAUCUGAUGCUCAGCACCCAGCCGGGCCGUAAGGAGAGUGCCUCUGUUGAGCUGGAGCACCUGACCCUGGAACCCCACGAGGGCUUGCUGCUCCGCUUCCCCUACGUGGCCUGAACAGGACCCACCACUCACACCUUCCCUUCUCCAGGCCCUUUGGCUUCUCGUUUCUCUUUCCUUUUUUUUAUUUUUAACUGUCACAGAUCACAAGUGAACCCCCAAAUAGGGUGUUUUCUGCCUUCAAAUAAAAGUCACCCCUGCCUGGUGA
Equus quagga is the source of this 1966-nucleotide messenger RNA. It is a transcript of the gene SLC3A2, whose product is annotated as solute carrier family 3 member 2. Gene Ontology annotation, biological process: carbohydrate metabolic process; amino acid transport. The transcript has 10 exons. The record is from RefSeq and is a predicted model, not a curated record. The coding region runs from base 16 to 1815 and encodes 599 amino acids. Lineage: Eukaryota; Metazoa; Chordata; Mammalia; Perissodactyla; Equidae.